Molecule: messenger RNA, 471 nt
Organism: Anisakis simplex (herring worm)
Lineage: Eukaryota; Metazoa; Nematoda; Chromadorea; Rhabditida; Anisakidae
Source: the annotation of a GenBank genome assembly
ACUCCAGUGUAUGGAUUUGUGAACGGUACUGUGAAAUGUAACGAGAAAAUUGCAGAAUUAACAGAUAUCACACGACCGUUACUGAGGGAUUCAGUUGAGGCGGUCAAUAAGGUGAAAAUGUGGAUACUGUUCUUGAUCCCGAGAAUCGAAGACGGUAACAAUUUCGGUGUUUCAAUUCAAGAGGAAGCUCUUAAUGAGGUUCGAACGGUGGAGGGCGAAGCAGCAUCGUUCUUGGAUCAGAUAUCACGUUAUUUCGUAAGCCGUGCGAGAUUGAUCACCAAAGUGGCUAAAUAUCCGCACGUGGAAGAUUAUCGCCGUGCCAUAUUGGAUAUGGAUGAGAAGCAAUUUAUAAAUAUUCGUUUGGUACUGACCGAAAUGCGGAAUCAUUUUGCGACACUUCAUGAUAUGAUCACGAAAAAUUUAGAGAAAAUUAAAACACCCCGAAAUAAUAACAUUGAGCAUAUGUAUUGA